CCCGCCCCCUCCCGGGACACGGCUCUGGCUGUGUACUCAGUGCCUGGUGGUGAGGCUGGCUGCAAGUUGCCGCGAGUCAGGAUGAGAUCCCCGACCUCAUGUACAGCGCUGGGCUUACUGCUGGCGCUGCUCUGCCCCGGUGCGGUCUGGUCACGUAUAGUUCGUGUUCCCACUGGUCCGCUUUUCCGGGUUGCAGGCACAGAAGUCUCCAUCCCCUGUAAUGUUAGUGAUUAUGAGGGUCCCCGUGAGCAGAACUUUGAAUGGAAAUUUUCCAACACUGGGAAUACUCCUCUGGAAGUGCUUAGCACCUGGGACCCCGGAUUCUCAAACUCAUUGUAUAAAAGUAGAGUGAGAUCCAAUGAUAUCCAGUUACUGAGGGUCAGCAGCAGCGCAGUGAUGCUACGUAUCAAGCAGGUGACGCCAUCUGACGAAGGAGCGUACAUCUGCUCUACGCCCAGCACAGAUGCGACCUACAGUGGGAAUUAUGAAGACAGCGUUGUCCUGAAAGUGCUUCCAGAUACAUUAAAGCUCAACGGGAAGAGAGGACGUCAGGCAAGGGUCCAUAAUGUGACUGAGGGAAGCUCCUUCCAGCUACAGUGCCAGGCUUCUUCUCAGGACUCUUCACAGCACACACAUCUGUCCCUCAGCUGGGAGCACCAGACUGCAGGAUCAUCACCCAGGGAAGUUGUGUCCCUCACCCAGCUUGGGCGUCUGCAUCCUGGCCCUGGGUACGAGGAGCGGUAUAGCAGUGGGGAGGUGCGACUAGAUACCGUUGGAGCAGAUGGAUUCCGGCUGACUUUGAACAAUGUCCUCUUCUCUGAUGAAGGGGAAUAUUCCUGUGUGGCCAGGACUUGGGUUCAAGGCCCUGAGGGGUGGGAAAGCAUCCAGGAGAAGCGUGUGGAUGUUUCCCGUGUUGAUGUCCGGCCCAUUGGUUUGAGUGUUGCUAUCCCUGUAAAAUCGGAGGCUGUGUGGUCUGGGGACCCUAUGCGACUGUCCUGCAUUGUAUCCCAUGAUUCAGAUGGACCUGUGGUGGUGAAGGUGAACUGGUUUUAUUCUCCUGACCUGUCGUCUUCCCCUGAGGAGACCCGCGAGCUGAGGCCUGGGCACGAUCCAGAACCUGCGCAUCAGGGGUCAGGAACGCACACUCUGGAGUUGGCACAUACAUGGGACUCAGGAGAUUACUCUUGCAAGGCCACCGUGUGGGCUGCACACAGCAAUGGGACGUGGUAUGUCUCUGCAGAAAAGAUGUCCAUCCCUGCCAGAAUUGUCGUCAUGUCGUCUGUGCCAGAAUUUGAGGUGUCUAUGAAUGCCUCCCUCAUACCUCAGUUUUCUCAGGAGCCUACUGAACUUGAGUGUCAUGUGAUCGGUUCUGCUGAUGCCCGUCUGUCAGUCUCCUGGUAUUACACUCCUUCCUUACCGGGAGACGUUCCAGCUGUCCACUCUCAGCUUCUGGGCUCCCUGGACCAAGACUGGAUUCUGCAGGCUGGGGAAGCUUAUAAGCAGCAACUAGCGAAUGGGGACAUAAUCUUCUUACGAAAGGACCCCCAUACUUUUGUUCUUCUUAUCCGAUGGACAUUGGAGAAAGACAGAGGUAACUACCAUUGCGUGGUGACAUCCUGGCAGCAGCAGAGAAAUGACAGCUGGGUACAGAGCAGAGAGGUUACAUCAAGGCCCGUCAUGGUCUUCUGGGAGGCAGAAGAUCCUGUCCUCACAGUUGGUGCUAAACUGACCAGGCUGGUGUCGGCAGCAGGUGGGACGUUUGAGAUGAGAUGUGGUGCAACUGCUAGACAUAUCCCUUCACCAAAGUACUCAGUGCAGGUGACGGUGGAUCACACAUCAGGGCCUGUUCUGGUUAUCUCACUGAGUCAUGAUGGAGUAAUAUUUAGGGAGAUGGGCAGCAGAGCGGACACAAUGCUGGAGAAGGAAGAAGAGGGGCUCUAUCUCUUUAGAUUGUACCGGGCGCAGAUGCAGGAUGUCGGAGCCUACCGCUGUGCUAUUGCUGCCUGGACGCAAGGAGGGGGAGGAGUCUGGAGGGAAGUCCAAAGGCAGAUUUCCAAUCCUGUGCAGCUGGGAUUCCAAAGCUCAGGUUUGCUGUUUAAUAUCACCGCUAUGUCUGACAGUCCGUCUGUUUCCCGCAGAGAGAGAGCUGAAUUCUGGUGCAUUAUUAGUUUUCAUGGACUGGCUGCUGAACCAGAAGACCUGGGGUUUGAGGUUUCCUGGUUUGCACAGCGCCCAGGUGAGUCACCAGUGCUGCUGGCAGCAGUGAAUCGAGCAGCUCAAGUCCGUCAGACUCGCAGGAACAGUAGUAGUGAGGUUGCGCUGGAGCGCAUGAGUGACAUGGAAUACAGGCUGCGUAUAUACAACUGCGAGGAACAGGAUGCUGGUAGCUAUUACUGCGUUGUUACCCCCUGGGUUCGUUCAGGUGAAGGUGGAUGGAAUAGUCAAGAAGGAAUCACCUCCAAUGUUGUGUCACUGAGGGUCAGAAUGGACGUGCUAAGUGCUUUCAAGUAUCCACUAAUUAUCGGAGUUGGUCUCGCUCUGGUGGUCGGCCUUCUCUCUUGUCUGAUUGGAUAUUGCACCUCACACUUUUGUUGUAAGACUCAGCCAAUUAAGGAGACCCGUAGGGAGCACCGCCGUCUCAUGUCAAUGGAAAUGGACUGACAAAUAGUCAAUAGCCCGGAAUACUGAGUCACUAAGUGGGCUGCUAGUGACACAAAGCCAUAGGGGCAAAUGGUUAUGAGAUUGAUCUAAAGCCUCCAUCACUCAGAACCUUAUGCAUAAUAAACUGAGGCUCUGGGCCCAUGUAGGACGAACAUGAGUUGACCCUGAUUUCCGAUUGUGGAUCCAAAAGAAGUAACUGUUGACCCAUAGUGCAAUGGACACAUAAAGGACAAUAAACCUGUGGAGAACAACUAAGCCCUAGGACAGAUGAGGAGGUUGAGAGCCUCUACUGAGGUUACAUGGGAACUCUUUAAAUGAAGAAUAUUAGUUCUUCAGCUGCCAAAUGUGGAAUUAUGAACAAGACCGUCUAGGCCACCCAAGGGUUAAUAUUUGUGAGGGUGCUUGUGUAAAAAGGCACCAGUUUAAGCCCCAGUGUCUGACAUUGCAGUACGGACAACAUCCAACAGAUGCCAUUGGAACCAAAAGAGAGUUUGAUCCACUGCGUUAUCCAUGCCUUGUGUGCAUUGCAAUCAUUUGUGCAGGUUAUGAAGGAAGCUCUGUAUGUUGUGAUGAAAUCUGUACAAAGCCAAGUGUUCAGUGCCAAGUUACUGAUCAUACGUGACAGCCAUAUAUACUGUAUGCCUCAGUAUAGCCCGACGUGUACUUCAUAUAGCGGUCUUUACUGCUCAUCUGGUGCCACAAUACAGGCCAAAGGGGAAAGACAAUGUAAACCUCAGUCUGUAUAUAGUUCUAUCAACAAUCCGCUCACUAAUACCUAGCUGAAUUUAUGGUUCGGCUUAUUUGUGCACUAUUCUCCAGACGAGCAGAGAGACGCGGGUCUUCUCGCAUGGUACUGCUUAUUUAAAUGACAAGCACAUGUUUUGGAUUAUUUUUUAAAGUAUUUUUUUAUAUAAUCGUAAAAUGUUUCUUUUUUUGUUUGUUUUGUUGGGUUUUUUUUUAUUGAUACCGGUACAGAAAUUCAAUGCUGCAGAAUUUUGCCGUAAAACAAAAAGGUUUAGCAGCUUUUCGUCCUUUCCAGCAAUGCAGAGGUUAAUUGGAGACUUGAGUAUAUGUAUUUUAUAGUGAUUGUUUCUGAAAGAUACAAGUUUUUAUACUGCGGUUUGUAUGUCCUGUUUUCCGCCUCUGCCUGCGGCUUCUCGAGCAAUAAACAAAAUAAAGACCUUCUUUUAUUUUUUGA
Molecule: messenger RNA, 3859 nt
Organism: Bombina bombina (fire-bellied toad)
Lineage: Eukaryota; Metazoa; Chordata; Amphibia; Anura; Bombinatoridae
Gene: PTGFRN
Product: prostaglandin F2 receptor inhibitor
Exons: 9
Coding region: 82-2661 (859 amino acids)
Source: RefSeq, a predicted model, not a curated record